AUGCCCACUCAAGAGGAGACAAAGAACCUGGAGGUUAUCCAGGAGUACUUCACUGAGUACUGGGGCAAAGGCAAUCCUGAGAUCGUCGACAAGCUCUGCGCUGAUGACUUCGUCAUCAACUACCCAAUGCAUGGUCCACGAUAUGGAAAGGAGAAUGCCAAAAAGAUGCUCUCGGAGUUCAAAGAGGCAAGGAGAUCCAUACAAAACAUCUCGUUCCAUGCCUACCAGCACCCGCUGAUUGCAAGCGGGCCGUAUGUGGUCGGUCGUUGGAUCGGAGGCGGUACUCAUACUGGAGUUGCUUUCCAUGAUCUUGCCGUUGGCGCGUUGGAGAAGGCCAAUACGGGCAAGAAGAUGUACUUCUCUGGUACGACUAUCUUCACACUCAAGGAUGGGCUUAUUGUGGAUGAAACCGGAGAGGAGGGAGCUUUGACGGCUCUUCAGCAACUUGGUCUGGUUCAGCAGCCGAAUCCCGGAAAGGAGGUCAAGUACCUUCACGAGUAA
This is a messenger RNA of Fusarium odoratissimum NRRL 54006, 501 nucleotides long. RefSeq lists its product as uncharacterized. The record is from RefSeq and is a predicted model, not a curated record. Gene Ontology annotation, biological process: polyketide metabolic process. The coding region runs from base 1 to 501 and encodes 166 amino acids. The transcript has 2 exons. NCBI's taxonomy places the organism in Eukaryota, Fungi, Ascomycota, Sordariomycetes, Hypocreales, Nectriaceae.